CAGAUCCGGACACGGCGGUGGUUGGAGCGGCGUCGUGCUCCGUGUUUUCCCGCAGACCAUGUGUGGCCCAGCUGAGGUGACUGGCAGGACUUGUUUACUGGUGGAAAGACUCGCAGAGAGAGAGACGGAAAGAGGGGAACCUGAGGGAGAGCGAUCGCUAAAACGGAACGGGAAACCCAAGUUUUUUUACACUUGACCCGUCUUUUUAAGUUUGUUUACCUCAUCCCUUUCCCCCCCACUACCGGAACCGGGAUAUUUACUUUGUAUUUUUUCUUUUCAUUCUCAACAGUGAAAACCUCGUUUGUUUUGGAUUAGCUAGCUAAUGUUAGCUGUUUUUCCCCCUUCUGCUAACCUGAGACGGGCGGCGUGGUGGAGACCCCCCCUCCCUCACUUCGCAGCAACGUGCAGGUUAAAUACAAACGUCGGUGUCUUUUGAGGGGGUAUUUUUACUCGUUUUUUUCGCGUUGAAUGGGAAAGAAGUGGCGUUCGCCUCCCGAGCUUUCCCGUUUCGUCCCGUUUUGUCGUUUUUAUGGGAGCUCGGUCGUUUGCGGCGUGGUGGUCAGCGGGGGUGAAGGAGUUCAGAGGAAGGUCGUAGCGGGGAAAGCUGCACGGUUUUCCUGCUCACUAGUUUCCUGGGAUGUCUUAAAAAAGGGAGUGAGCUUCUAAGAAGAUAAAAGCAAACAGGGCGAUUGAAAAAGAGGGGAAGACAGGAAUACCAGCUCUCGUUCCUGCUCAGUGCUGGCUUAUAUAUCCAGAACUUCAGCUCAUGCCUGCAGGAGAGGAAAACGCUGGUGUUUUUGAAGUGGCUCUUCCUUCAUGACAGAGAAAUGAGCCUUCAAACUAUCUUUCUGCCUGUCGGAUAUUAGUAAUUAUUUCCCUCUUGAUUGUUAGGCACCAAAAACAAAGCAAAUGAACGCAGACUGUCGCCUUCACUUAUGGAAAAUGAAGAUUUUUACUCGCACAUGUGUCGCCAGGACCCAAGAUCACGUUAUUUAGUGGCCUGCGUUUUUAUUUUUCUUCAUAUACAUCAUCACAAACUUGGCAGUAGAGAUCAUCAGAAAUUUACUAACUCCCCCCCGGCUUACGGGGGGCAACCUUGAUAUCGUCAGCAGGCUUUGUUGGACCUUUUAAAAGUGUUUUUGUUUCUUAUUUUAUUUUUUGGAGAUAAACAUUUCUCUCUCAAGAUUGGAGCGUUUCCCUCUGGAAGCUUCAAGAGGAGAUCACAACCUCCCGUCAAAAUGAGGCGUUUGACGUUAAAACUGCGAGCACAAAUGGUGUUUUUUAUCAUCUGCACCUGCAUUGUUUGCCAAUGUGGACUAAUAAACGGAGAAAUCUGCCAGAGCAAGGACAUCCGGAACAAUGUGACCAACCUCCAGUCAUUGGAGAACUGCACCAUCAUCGAGGGCCACCUAAAAAUCCUGCUCAUGUUUAAGACCAAGACCGAGGACCUCCGGGGCCUCAGCUACCCGAAGCUGCGAGUGGUGACCGACUAUGUGCUCCUGUUCAGGGUGUACGGCCUCGAGACCCUCGGCGAGCUCUUCCCCAACCUGACGGUGAUCCGCGGAAACAACCUCUUCUUCAACUACGCUCUCGUGAUUUACGAGAUGCUGCAGCUGAAGGAGUUGGGCCUCCACAGCCUCAUGAAUGUCACCCGAGGCGCCGUGAGGAUAGAGAAGAAUCCGGACCUGUGCUACCUGGCCACCCUUGAUUGGUCCAAGAUCUUGGACUCAGUGGAGGACAACUUCAUCGUGGCCAAUAAGAAUGAGAGGGAGUGUGGAGACGUGUGUCCCGGUACAGCCCAGGGUCAGAUCAUCUGCCCUCAGAGCACCAUCAACGGACAGUUCAGGGCGCGAUGCUGGUCACAGAGCCGGUGCCAGAGAAUGUGCUUGGACAAGUGUAAGCACAGUGCGUGCAGCCUCCAGGGCCAGUGCUGCCAUGACCAGUGUCUGGGUGGCUGUUCUGAGCCAGGUAAUGCCAGUAGCUGCGUGGCCUGCAGGAACCUCCAGCAUGGGAACAACUGCGUGGAGAAAUGUCCUCCUGGGUAUUAUGUCUUCAGGGGCUGGCGCUGUGUCAGUUUCUCUUUCUGCCAGGAACUCCACAACCAGUGUAAGCAGGCCAAGAAACAGAACCAGGACCGAGAGGCAGGCUGCUACGAAUACGUCAUCCACAACGGGGCUUGUAUUCAAGAGUGUCCUUCUGGAUACAGCACUAUAAAUUCCACUACGUUGACGUGUACGCCGUGUUCAGGUCUGUGUCCAAAACUGUGUGUUGGAGAUAAGACAAUCGAUUCGGUAACUUCAGCCCAGGCUUUGAGAGGGUGCACCGUUCUUAAAGGCAACAUGAUCAUCAAGAUUCGAGGAGGAAAUAAUAUAGCAGCUGAGUUGGAGGCUAGUUUGGGUCAGAUUGAGGAGAUUACGGGCUACCUGACUGUUCGCAGAGCUUAUGCCCUGGUCUCCCUCUCCUUCCUCCGAAAGCUGCGCGUGAUCAGAGGAGAGCAUCUUGAGGCAGAAAACUAUGCCUUCUACGCACUGGACAACCAGAACCUCCGUCAGCUGUGGGAUUGGUCAAAGCACAACCUGACGAUCCAGCGUGGUCGUACGUUCUUCCACUACAACUCUAAACUUUGCAUGACCGAAAUCCGAAAGAUGGAAGAGGUAACGGGAACCAAGGAGCGCAACCAAAAGAACGACAUUGCUGUCCGCAACAACGGGGACCAAGCCUCCUGCGAGACAAAGAUACUGAAGUUCACUGUGGUCAAGACAACGUUCAAUAUGAUCAUGCUGAAGUGGGAGCCAUUCUGGCCGUUAGACUUCAGAGAUCUGCUGGGAUUUAUGGUUCUUUACAAAGAGGCGCCAUAUAAGAAUGUGACGGAGUUUGACGGACAGGACGCCUGCGGCUCUAACAGCUGGGUUAUUGCUGAUGUUGAUCCACCAUCUCGUUCCACCGAUGGCAAGAAGGCGGAUGAUCCAGGGCACCUGAUCCGACCGCUGAAACCCUGGACUCAGUAUGCCAUCAUGGUCAAAACCCAGCUGUCUUCAUCAGACGAGCACCAGGUUCACGGAGCCAAGAGCGAGAUCAUCUACGUCCGCACCAACGCCUCCAAGCCAUCCGUGCCUCUCGACCCCAUCUCUUCCUCCAACUCCUCCUCUCAGAUCAUCCUAAAGUGGAAGCCUCCCACCAGUCCUAAUGGCAACAUCACCCACUACCGGGUCAUCUGCCGUAAGCAGCCCGAGGACAGCGACCUCUACAAGUUCGACUACUGCUUACAAGGAAUGAAGCUGCCCUCUCGUGUUCCGACCCACCUCGACAGCGAGGACGAGCAGAAGUGGAACCACACAGAUGAGCCCACCUCUGGGGGCAGGUGCUGCGCCUGCCCUAAGACAGACAGCCAGCUAAAGAAGGAGCAGGAGGAGAUUGAGUACCGCAAGACGUUUGAGAACUACCUUCACAACGAAGUCUUCAGGAUCAGACCGUCCCGACGGCGACGCUCAGUGGGAGUCGCCAACGCCACCCAAACCCCUUUCUUUCUAAACACAAUCCCCGGUCUGCACUUUGGCUCCACCACAGCCGCCCCUGGCAGCGAAGAAGAGGGAUCCAAGGUGGAGCUAAAGGUUUUCUCAAAGGAGUCAACAGUCAUCUCCAACCUGCACCACUUCACCAGUUAUAAGAUUGAGAUCAUGGCUUGCAACCACCCGACAGACAUGAAACGCUGCAGCAUGGCUACUUAUGUCAGCGCCCGGACUAUGCCAGAGGACAAAGCAGACGACAUCCCAGGCCCUGUGACCCAUGUGAUAGUGACAGCUGAGCCUCCCUAUGUGCUGAUCAAGUGGAAUGCACCUCGCUCUCCCAAUGGCCUCAUCAUCCUGUACGAGGUCUUCUACAGGAAGGUUACAGAGACAGAGGAUCACACAGUUUGUGUAUCAGGACCGGCUUACCUCAAGUCAGGUGGCACGAAGCUUUCUCUGUUGCAGCCUGGAAACUACAGCGUGAAGGUCCGGGCCACCUCGCUGGCAGGAAAUGGCUCCUUUACAGAAACCAUUUACUUCUCCAUGCCCAGCUCUGAUCCAGGUUUGGUUUGGAUUGUGAUUGGCCCAGUCAUCUGCUUCAUCAUGUUGCUGUUGGUCGGAGGCGGAGUCUUUUUUGUCCUCAAGAAGAGGCAAACAGAAGGACCGCUAGGAGACCUCAUCACCUCACCAAACCCUGAGUACUUCAGCGCCAAUGACAUGUACGUUCCUGAUGAGUGGGAAGUGCCACGUGAUAAGAUCACGCUGCUCAGAGAGCUGGGUCAGGGAUCCUUCGGCAUGGUUUACGAAGGAAUUGCCAAAGACAUAGUCAAAGGAGACCCGGAUACGCGCGUCGCCGUCAAGACGGUCAACGAAUCGGCCAGCCUGCGAGAGAGGAUCGAGUUCCUCAACGAGGCCUCUGUCAUGAAAGCUUUCAGCUGUCACCACGUGGUACGACUUUUAGGUGUCGUGUCCAAAGGUCAGCCUACACUGGUUGUGAUGGAGCUGAUGACCCACGGUGACCUGAAGAGCUACCUGAGGAGUCUCAGGCCAGACUCUGAGAACAACCCAUCUGGCUGUCCACCACCUACUCUGAAGGACAUGCUCCAGAUGGCUGCAGAAAUUGCUGAUGGCAUGGCCUACCUCAAUGCCAAGAAGUUUGUCCACAGAGACCUGGCAGCCAGAAAUUGCAUGGUGGCAGAAGACUAUACUGUCAAGAUCGGAGACUUUGGUAUGACACGAGACAUCUACGAAACUGACUACUACCGUAAAGGAGGGAAAGGCCUGCUACCAGUCAGGUGGAUGGCUCCAGAGUCCCUGAAGGACGGAGUCUUCACUGCCCACUCUGACUGCUGGUCUUUUGGCGUCGUGCUGUGGGAGAUCAGCACGCUAGCAGAGCAGCCUUACCAGGGCUUAUCCAACGAGCAGGUCCUGAAGUUCGUCAUGGACGGAGGAUACCUGGACCGCCCUGAUAACUGCCCUGAGAGGAUGCACAACCUAAUGCAAAUGUGCUGGCAGUACAAUCCCAAGAUGCGGCCGAUGUUCCACGAAAUCAUUGAGAUGCUGCGGGAGGACCUGCACCCAUCUUUCCAUGAGGUCUCCUUCUUCUACAGCGAGGAGAACAAAGUCCCUGAGACGGAGGAGUUUGACCUGGACUUGGAUAACAUGGAGAGCAUCCCUCUGGACCCGUCUUCAUAUUCCCAGAGAGAGGAGAGCUUAGGCAGGGACAGCGGGCCCUCAGUGGCCCUAAGGGGGAACUAUGAGGAGCAUGUCCCCUACACACAUAUGAACGGUGGCAAGAAAAACGGCAGAAUCUUAUCGUUGCCCAGAUCCAGCCCUUCCUAACAUUUCCUGUUUCCUAAAUGAACUUGUUUUAACCUUCCCCCACUCCUGCCCCACCCCCUCUCUCUUCUAGUCCAUUUUAUCUGUAUCCUUCAUGUUCCGCUCAUCAUUUUCUGAUGAUUUUUCUUAUUCUUGGAGAAACCCUUCAGUAAAGACGCAGAUCUCAGGACUUUUUAUUUUUCUCCUCGUGGCUGCCAAACACAGGCAAGCAAGGGAUGCAAACAUGGUGUAACAUUUUGUUUUUAACUUGCUCCACAACACAUCAGACUCUAUUACCAGAAUACCUAUCUAUUAUUUUUCACUAAUCCCAUGUUUCCAGGACUGCUCUGUGAUGGAAACAGAGGAAAAAAGAAAAAAAACUGUGAACACAACAAACCUUAGACAACCAAGAAGGCUGCUCAUGCUCAACCUCCUCAAGACUCGUCCCUCCUUUUCUCCCAACGACCUGCAUUUCCACAUCUCUGUGCUUUCUUUCUCCAAGUGAAAUGUUUUUACUCAAGAUAGUGGCCUUUUUAUACGUGGCCUAUAAACAAAGAGAAGUGUCUAUCAGCGCUUACACUAAUUUUCUUUUUGAACAAUGACUUAAUCAGUGGGCUGACUUGCAAAGACUCGAUCCUAGAACAAACAUCUAUUCCUAGAGGAAUGUUUUCUUUUUGUUUUCUUUUGGUUCUGCAGAAUUCCAAACUACACAUAGAUUCAUCGGGUGUUUGGUGAAUAGUUUUAAUUUAUUUGCUUUAUACUUAUUUUCUCCUCUUUCCUGUUUUAUUUCUGUGUCCUCACUUAUACAGCUGAAGGAUAUUUAAACAGUUAAGAAUUGGACAAAAGAGUUCCUCAGACUGACCAAUAGCUGCUGCUUUGAUAUAUUUUAGUGGGUAUAGAAAUAUAUAAAUAUAUAUAAUAUAUAUAUGGAAUAUUGGUAUUUCUCUACCAAUAUUUUAUAUAUAAUAUAUGACAUUGAUGUUUCUGUAAAUAGUUAAUAUUUGUAAUAUUUUUCAUCAGAAGCUUUGCUAGUAAUAUGUGUUGUCAGGUUGUUUUGUUUUUUUGUUCUUAUUUUUAUAGCCCCAGAAAUCACACUAAUCUACCAUCAGUGCUCUCCGUGUCUUAGGCCUCUAGCGUCCCUCGAGUAUUCGCACUGUCUGGAUGGGAAAACUCUGUAACAUUGUAAACUCACUGCAUUUUUCUUCUUCUUUUUUUUUUUUUCUUCUUACAAAAAAACUCAAUCCCACUGAGAAGGCAACAUUUGGAGGCAACUUCACUACAGCUAUGAGAGAAAAUAUGAAACAGAGUAACCAAACAAAAAAAAGAAGCUGUACAAAUGGGGAAUAAUGUGUCUUUAGGUCAAAGUACACCUAACGCGUGUUUGUCUCCAUGUCUGCUGUCUUUCUCUGGUCAGAUCACGCUGGAGUUGAGAUCUUUUCCCAUGGUUGUGACUUGUCGCGUACUUUUUGUGCCGUCUGUGGAAACAGUUCCUAAGGUCAGAGACUUUGUCACUUAGGUUAUCUUAAAGGACCGCUGUGUGUGACUUAGCUGCAUCUAGUGGUGGGAUAGCAGAUUGCAAACAGUGCUUACUGACCUCACCUCUCCUUUUCCAAGCUUGUGUCUGCUAAAAGCACGAAGGCCCUCUAGAUCCGGUGUUCGGUUUGUCCGUUCUGGGCUACUGUAAAAACGUUGCGAGGUCCCUCUGUGGAUUUAAAGGGCUCAGUCUACGCUAAGGAUUCAUAUGUUGAGGUGAAUAUAACACAGGUAUGAAUGUGGUGGCGCUUGGAUCAGAAAAUGAGUUAACGCCAGCUCUCAGGCAAAAGCAGAUGAAGGUGGUGAGCAGUAGCAUUCGUUUCCUCUCUGACCUGAGAUCUGUCACAGUUCAGGACCUUUGUGUUAAAUUUAGCAAACUCACAACACAGACAACAACCCCUCCCUCCCAACCCACUCUUCCCGAGGCUUCUCAUUGGCCACAGAAAAUCAAAAUUAGCCCACUGGAAAUUUCCAGGUUUUGUGGUUGAGCUCUGGAGUGAAAUAUGGAAAGUUCCAGCUCUAUUUAGUCCACCACAGGUCUCUCUCUCUCUCUCCCUCCCUCCCUCUGUCUGUCAGUGUGUCUGAGAGAGCUGGGGGCCUGUGCGUUGAUUGUUAAUCCUAUUAUUCUUUCUGCUAUCACAUGCAGUCAGGACACAGUGUGCAGCAGCUAUUUCACUCAGGUCUGACAUUCCAGGCUUUAGUCAGAACUCCUUGUUCCCUCAUCCUCCUGUUUUGCCUGCCCGCUGGCAGCGCUGAUCCUAUCAUCACCCCCCCAUCGGAUGAAAAACACGCGCAUGAAAGUAGUUUUUUCUUCUUAAUAAUUGAUUGCUUCUAAUAAAUUUGUUAGAUUUUCUGAAGUUUCUCCCUUCUGCUGGGAAUCAGAAACAUUCCUGUCAACUGUGUCCGUACUCACAGAAGAGUUAAUCGUCCUCUUUGCUGACACUUCAUGGUGUCUCUUAAGAUGAGUAGUUCACGAUUACCUUCAUCCAGAGCCCAGAGACCAUCAGUGUUUCACAGCAGAUAGUCAGUUCCUCUGUUUUUAACCACUUCAGGCGGCGAGGCGACACUCAGCAGACCAGUAGAGAUGAAUAUAUUUUUUAUUUUUGACAUAUAGGUCAGUGUGGUUUCCGAUCUAAAUGAGCAGCCUUCAGCACUUAUAGUGUAGCCAAAGCUUUGGCAGCUUUCUGUCAACAACAAGAACCCACAGAAUCGAGUCAGAGAUAGCAGAGAAGCUGCCUCCCUGUUUAACCAGUGCCUUCUCAAACACACAGCCAUUUCCGGGCUAAUUAUACUGGCUAGUUCACCACACACACACACACACACACAGGCCUCAGUGCUGUUGAGAAAUCGAAGCUGCGUCUAGUUUUGCUUUUGUUGGGCUACAAACGAGUUCUUUGCUGUAAGUCUUGGAGGCAGGUUUCAUGUUUUGGUUUCAGUUCAGUGUCCCACAAACGUUCACCCAGUGCUUUAGCUUUGACACUGUGGAUUGGCCAGGGUCUGUGCUGUCAGCUCUCAAAGACACCUGAGGCUCCGAUAUAGAUUUUAGCUUGUAGUCGUUACAAUCUUGGGCUUUUGUACUUUGUAAAUAAUCUUGUGACAUAGUUUGGAAAAUAAAAGCAGAAAAAAAGGUGUAUAAAAAAAAUUGAAAUUCCGAUGCCCGUCAAGUUGUUGCGUACAUGACAGAAAAAAGGGGUGGAGCUUGGUUGUGUCUCUGUUCCACACUAGAUACUGUGUUUAUUAAGUUUUCCAGUAUAAAUACACUACACACCCAAAACCCAAACAUUUAGUUCAUAGUAUGGAAGUGGGACACAUCCCUCCUCUCUGUCUUGACCUAGGUUGCUUAUCUUGUGGUGGUGUUCACAUGCAUAUGCAAUUUUUAAUUAAGAAGGUGCCCAUAUCUUUGAAAUACCAGAUAUUUAUUUUAUUAUGAUCAUUGUCAACACAGUUGGUUUUGCUGUUGAGGCAAUUUCAAGGUUUUUGAGAGCGGAGCGAUGUAAAGGUCUAGUUUGUUAUUGUACGGGUGGAAUGACUGGUGGCGAGCAGCGGGAGUUGCUCAUCGGUUAGUUAGUAGUUGUCGUCGUCUUUGUGUUUGGCCAGAGUCUACCUCAGUGCAUAUGGAGGAAUCAGUCAAAAGAGCUUACAUCAUCCCCCUCACCUACUCAACAUCCCAUCAUUUGGAAUAAUAUCACUUAUCUCCAACACUGCUGAUGAAUUCUUUCCCUCCUGUCUCAUUGUUUGUCUUCUUCCUGUGUUGCUGGGGAGCUUCUGAAAAACGGGAAUAUUGAACGCGGCGGUUUCUGAUUAUGUGUUCCUGGCUUGGGUGUAGUUUGAAUGCUGCCUUCAGACUGAACACGUGAGCUUGUGUUUACGGUACGGGAUAUCGAGCACACACAAACACCGCUGCUAGGCAACUGUUGGCUUCUAGAAAGCAUCGAGGCCAAGGGUGUAGAUAGCUAACAGACAUGUCAAUCGAUGGAGACGAUGUUGGUGACUUUAUAAAAUGACCAAGACAACGCUGUAACUAAAUGACACUAUAUUAACUUACCACCCACUUCCUCCAUUUCUGGGGAAAACUCAUGAACAUUUCCAGUCACGAGCUUGUGAGGGCGCCGUUCAUGCCGAGUUUACUCGUGAACGUGACACCAUUUGAAGGCAGCAUUAGCAGAACGUUUUCAAGAUAAACGGCCUCAGCCUCUAGCGCACCCAGUCUGAAUCCCUGGGCAGUACGCGGCCUUCAUCAACAGUCCUUUGUACAAUGACUUCCCCCACACACUGGAAGAAGCAGCAGCGUAGCUUUAUUGGGUAUAUCCCCCUUAUCCAAAUGUAUACACAAGUCCUCCAGACUGUAUUUAGGAGCGGCUCUGCUGAUAUCUGGUGAUGUGACAUUAGCGUGAGUCAAAACGGCCUCAUGCUCUUCAAGUCACAUCUAGACUGCACCAUGGUCUGGAGUCACGCCCCACUCUUCUUCUCUAGUCCGUCAGUCUGUCUCUUUGUGCUCCAAACAGUUCAGACCCCACGUCUCCUCCAGUCUGUUUCUCUGUUGUCUGUGUUGUAUGUAUAUUUUUUCUUCUACUGUGAAUAUCAACGGAUGACUUUUAUUUUCUGUCAACGCCAUGGAUUGGGUCUGUUGCGGCUGGUUGAAAAGUUUUAAAGAGGAGGGCGUCCCCACCCUCCGCAGAGGAGAAAAGCUGGACUGGGACAAUCCUGUGUGCCAUAAGAACUAUUAACUGACGUGAAAUCUAGAUUGUAACUUUUCGUCUCAGGGAGGCGGCCCGAUGCUUUGUGGUUGGAGGAUAAAGAGGAGGAUGAGGAGGAGGGAAGAACUUACCUACCUUUUUAUGUACUCUGACUGAAGCACAAGUUCUCAGCAUCCUUUGCAAAAUUGAGAUGACAAAGGACAAGUUUUCAACCACAAAUGCCCUUCUCAUAACUCUGACUUGUUGUUUUUCUGACCCUUUUGAAGAUAAUCAGGAAUCGUCCUCACUUGCUCAGAGGUGAUGUGGUUUGGACUGCCCUCUAGUGGGCGGAUGGGAUUAUUGCAGGUCAGGGGUGGCAAAGCAAACAGGGCCCCCGACCCACAGUGCCUUGCUCUGACUAACAGCCAGCCCCGCCUGACCCCUCCCACCCAUUCCUCUCCCCACACUGAGCAGUACCCCUCUCCCCCCGACUGACCCCCUGUCUCCACCAAUCACUGAAGAGGAUUUUCCAUUAUAUAUAUAUUUUUUAAAAAUCGUUCAGUUUUCUUUAAGUUUCAGCUGCAGUGGAAAACAUUCUGUUUGUUCAUAUACUGUAAUGUGGGAUUACAUGAGAGAUGAGUGUUACCAAAAAGAGAAAAAUACCUGAACUUGUGUCUCUACUCUGCGAAGCUCUGGCUAGCUUUGUGCAUGGAAAAUGGAAUAUCUAUACCAGCUCAGUAAUUUGACGCUUACCAAUUUUGCUUCUCAUCAGUCUGUUGUGACAGUGAUGCCCAAAGCACAUGCAUAAAAAAAAAAAGCUCCACAUUUAGAAACAAGUGACUGCAUUGCGAUCCCCAUGAUGCACUCAUUUGUUCCUUGGUUUUCUACACAACUGAACUAAUUAAUAAGCUUUUUAAGUGUAAAUAGCAGUGGAAUUUCUUGGCCCCUGAAAAACAAAAGCACUUGAUUUUUAGGGAAGUUUUGGUUUUGUUAAACUCUGGUUGGACAGAGCACGCUAGCAACGCGACGCAGGGUGAGAACAAAGCAUUGUAUGUAUUAUUGUUUUAAAGAAAAAAAAGUAUUACAUUUUAGAGAUGUUGAUUUCUAUUUUUUUUUUUUUUUUUUUUUUUAGCCAAAGUAGGGAGGACAAAUUACUUUUUCUGACUGUAAACUUUUACUACUCUUGUACAUUAUGAAUUUAACAUUAUCAUUGUGUAUAUAACUUUUUUCUAAAUUUUAAAAAGAGAUUUUUUUUUUCAUGACACAACCCACUACGCAGAAACGAGCAGAGUCGAGUCUGUCAAUGUAUUUAACAGGAGCAGCACAACUCCAGUCUGAGGGCUCAACCCCUGUGUAACAUAAACAGUAUGUGGCCUGAAACGUUUCGCAAACCCCUGCUCUUAAUCCGAUGCAUGUUCUGAAUGUUGGCCUGAAGAGGCCUGUGCAUUUGAACCACCACCGCCCCAUCUGGUCACAGCAGCAUGACACCCAUAAAGCCUUUCCUCUGUCGCACAUAUACAUCACCUGUCACAGAUGUUUUAUUUCCAUUUUUUUCCCCCAUGAGUUGUUUCUGACAAAGUUUGCGAAUGUGUUUUGUUUUUGGUUGUUUUGUUUUUUUAUGUGAAAAACUGGAAAAGACCACUGCACGUCCUCUGUUGGGAAGAGCAAACACGAGUGUGCUAAAAUUCAGAAUAAGCUAAAAAGCAUAUCAAGUUUAGACUGUAAAGUUGGAGGUGUUAAAGGAAUAGUGCAAAGCUUUGGAGAAAUGCACUUGGUUUCAAAACAUUUAGCGUAGCAUGAAUAUUAGAAACUGUGAAACAGCCUGGGUCGUCCUGGUCAACAGUAAAAUAAUAAUAAAACCAGCACCUAUAAACUCCUUGGAUUAAUUGCAGCUUCGUGGCUGCUUAUCGCCUGACCAUUUCCAGGCUAAUCGUAGACUGUCACAUCCCGACCAAGAAAUCCUCUUGAACAGUGCUGCAUUUCUAUGUAUUUUUGUUUAUUCUGGUCAGAGCAAUUACAACUUUAUGCAAAGCUAACUAAGAAAAACACCAUCUCAUCAAGCUUCUAAUCUAAGCGCAGCUUCCCAAAACUUGGAACUGUCCCUUUAAAGGCUGAAUGUAAAGGUUAAACACCUUCCAUUACCAAUGAAUAAAGUACUGUCUGCCAGCAGGCGAUGAACCGUUCAUAUUUGUCAUGGAUGGCCGUUUGAGGUGCCCUGUUUGUGACAAAUGUGAGGGAAAGCAGCCUCUUGGUGACUUUGCAAGAGUCACCUCUGGGGCCAGUGGUCUGCUCCAGUUUCCACACCAGUACCUUCUAUCUGUCUCUGUCCUGUUCCCUGUGCUGUGUCGUUGAAAACAGUGGAGUUGAGUCUGUGUUGUCCUCGGUUGAAGUCUUUACCACGGCUUUCUUUGUCUGGUUGCUCCUCCUUCUCCUCCUCCCCUCUGUGUCUUCAAGUCUCUCCUCGGUGCACAUAGGUGGUCCCCAGAAUGCUGUGUGUAGUCUUGCAGGAUACCUCUUUUAUUAAUGUCAUUUUAUUGCCGAUGAAUAUGCUGAUGUAUUAAUUUUUGGGAUAUGUUGUGUAUACAUUAUGUUGAGACGUCGGUGCGUAUGCAGACAGCAGGUGUAUAUGUGUGUGUGUGUGUGUGUGUGUACAGUCCAAAUCCCCAGAACCUGCAACCCACAGAGAUCGCUUCAUCCCUCACACUGGAUCCAAAUGUGCCAUUAUCUAUAUAUAUCACAAAUAUCAACAAAGACAAUACACACUCUCUCUCCCACACACACACACACACGCUAGAACACAUACACACAGACAGAAAUACAUGCAUAUUGUACAGGAUCAAAAAUGUGCCAUGACUAAAUGAACGCUUGACAAUUUAUUUUUUCUAUGUUUUCAAAGGAGAGCCAAGUAGUGACAUGUAAAGACAAUGUUGCAAUGAUAUGAAAAUAAAAAUCUUGCUGUGUGUAAAUUAUUCAACAAUUAACUGUUUAUAUUAAAAUUAUGAAUAAAAUUAUUGCAGAAUA
Molecule: messenger RNA, 13054 nt
Organism: Mugil cephalus (flathead mullet)
Lineage: Eukaryota; Metazoa; Chordata; Actinopteri; Mugiliformes; Mugilidae
Gene: insrb
Product: insulin receptor b
Exons: 23
Coding region: 1239-5348 (1369 amino acids)
Biological process (GO): positive regulation of kinase activity; cell surface receptor protein tyrosine kinase signaling pathway; glucose homeostasis
Cellular component (GO): insulin receptor complex; membrane; axon
Molecular function (GO): insulin receptor activity; phosphatidylinositol 3-kinase binding; insulin receptor substrate binding
Source: RefSeq, a predicted model, not a curated record